AUGGAAGCAAAACAUAAAAUACAGUUAUCGUACAAUGUCCACCAUGAAUUACGCCUCCUCGAACUCGGCAAGGAGUCUGAACAGGAUAGGCGGUUUUGGAACCCUGCGAAGGUCACGGCCCAUUCCCUUAUCCUCUCACAUCGUGGUCCCCUCAAUAUCUCACAACAGUCCAAGCCAACUACCCAGCCAAUCCUGCCCUAUUCGUACCAGGAUCUGUUAAAUCCUAUGAAAGUAAAUUUCUCAAUGACGGGCUGGCACUCGCACCACUCGCAGGCCUAUUCUCCCUGUGCUGAUGCUGAUGCUGAUGUGGGUGUGGGUGCUGCGGUGGAUGCUGCUGAGAGACUGCAUGUUGCGGCGCAUGCUGCGGCAGCCCUUGGUCACGAUGCCCCAUGGCCACCGGGGGAGGACCAUCUCUCAUAG
Molecule: messenger RNA, 420 nt
Organism: Chaetomium globosum CBS 148.51
Lineage: Eukaryota; Fungi; Ascomycota; Sordariomycetes; Sordariales; Chaetomiaceae
Exons: 2
Coding region: 1-420 (139 amino acids)
Source: RefSeq, a predicted model, not a curated record